CCCCUCCCCCUCAUUCGAAACCCUAAAUGAACAACGACAAAACCCAACCUCAUCCCCCCGAUUCCUCUCGUUCUCGCUCUAUCAAACGCCAUUAAUGAUUUCGGUUCAAUCGAAACAAACGAACACAGCAAGAUUCAAGAGUACUAAACAAAAACCCUAAUUCCCAAAUCAAAUCCCAACCCCAAUCCCUUAUACCAAACAAUGAUUACAAGAUAAAGCCAGAAUAUCAGCAAGAGAAGGAACUACAAACCUAUAAAUCGCAACAAAAAUCGAGAGCGCACCGAAAGCCUUGAAUGUUCAGGUAUGUUAUGUAGUGGAGACUGAAAAAUGGAGGCAUUAGUAGCGUGUUAUGGUGAUGGAUCUUUUGAUUUUGAUUCAGACUCUCAAUCUUCUUCCCUUUCGAAACAAACUUUAGCUUACUCAGAAGGACGUGCGCCGUUGCCGCCCGAGCAACCCAAGUAUGUGUCCAGCCCUUGCCACCACCUCCAGUUGAGCUCCUUCAUCCUCCAAAUUUGCUUGUUUCAGAUUCAGAUCUAGGUAUGUUAUGUAGUGGAGACUGAAAAAUGGAGGCACUAGUAGCAUGUUAUGGUGAUGGAUCCUCUGAUUCUGAUUCAGACUCUCAAUCUUCUUCCCUUUUGAAUCAAACUUUAGCUUACUCAGAAGGACGUGCGCCGUUGCCGCCCCGAGCAACCCAAGUAUGUGUCCAGCCCUUGCCCCCACCUCCUGUUGAGCUCCUUCAUCCUCCAAAUUUUCUUGGGCCUCAAGAUAUGCAGAUACGUCAGACAAAUAAAGUUAGGAGCUUCCCUCAUGUUGAUGGUAACUAUGCCUUACAUGUAUAUAUACCAAUUAAUAUUCCAUCUCCUUCAAAAAAAGAUAUAUCUGCUUUCUUGAAGAAAAUCUCAUCUCAGGAACCAAGUCUUCAUGUUGUUGAUGUUGAUGUCCCACUUAACGUCCUCUGCAAAAAUGACGAGAAACUCGAGCAAGUUGCAUUAGGAAGAGAGUUUCACAUAAGUUUGGGAAGAACUGUUCCAAUACGAGUACAUCAGAUUGACUCAGUGGUCUCAAUGUUAAGACAGAAGCUUCAAACUCAACAAAAGAGUUAUUGGAUUGACUUUCACAACUGGGAGGUUUUUGUUAAUGAUGAUCGCACACGCACCUUCCUUUCAGUAGAAGUUGUUCACAGUGGUCUUGUAGAGAUACAGAAGCAAAUUGAAGCAGUCAAUACAAUUUACAAGCUUCAUAAUCUUCCUGAAUUUUACGAGGAUCCGCGUCCUCACAUAUCCUUAGCAUGGUCACUGGGCGACACUAGCGAUUCCCUAAAGAAAAUUGUGGGCGAGGAAAUGAAGAAAUGUGUUACUGGGAAAUCUUUGAAGAAGUGUGUUUUUACAUGUAAAUUCAAAGAUAUUGAGUGUAAGAUUGGUAAUAAAACAUACAUAAUAUGUAAAGUUUCAGGCAGAUAGAUGAUAAUAUGUGGUUUGUGUAUGGUUUUUAGUAGAAUUUUCUUACUGAA
This is a messenger RNA of Vicia villosa (hairy vetch), 1510 nucleotides long. RefSeq lists its product as uncharacterized. Gene Ontology annotation, biological process: U6 snRNA 3'-end processing. The transcript is spliced from 8 exons. Gene Ontology annotation, cellular component: nucleus. Bases 564 to 1460 code for a protein of 298 amino acids. Gene Ontology annotation, molecular function: 3'-5'-RNA exonuclease activity. The record is from RefSeq and is a predicted model, not a curated record. NCBI's taxonomy places the organism in Eukaryota, Viridiplantae, Streptophyta, Magnoliopsida, Fabales, Fabaceae.